CGGAGUCAGCUUACGAAGCGGAACGGAAGAGUGGAAAGGGAUAUAGAUAGAAAGAUAGAUUGAUAGAUAGAUCUAUUUGAUUGAUUGAUUGAUUGAUUGAUUGAUUGAUUGACGGACGGAUCCACGGACGGGGCAGAUCGAUCCGGAGACCAACUUGGGAAACUUCGCCUGGAGGGACCAGCUCGGCUCGUGGAUGAUGGGAAAGCUCCGCGGCUCCGUGAUGCCCAUGGAUCCUCUGGGCAAAGUCGGGCUCCUGUGCCAAGCUUGCGGGUUCCUCUUGACCAACCCGCAACAGGCGGAAUGCGGGCAUCGCUACUGCCGGAGAUGCGUGAAAGGGCUCUUCAGGGACUCAGAGAGAAUAGUCUCCUGCCUUACGUGUAAGAAGGUCUUGCAUCUCAAAGAGUUCCAUAGUGACAGAGCAGCAGAGAACGACGCUCUCGACACACAGAUCGCCUGCCCAAAUUUUGACUGCAGAUGGACGGGAACUCUGAAAUCAUACCAGGAGCAUUUAUGCCUCCCUGAGGCACCUAUCGGAACUACAAAAAAUGCCACUUUGAUUCCUGAAGACCAAAAUGAGAAUAAAGAGAAGGAAGCACACUGGAGCGUUACUGCCCCUAUUAUGGGUGGUCCUUCACUGAACAUCGAAGCUGUCCAGCUGCGUAUGGAGGCAAUGGAGCUGAUGGUUGCAUCUUUGCGCCGGCAGCUGAAUCAGCAGGUCUCCAAUGUGAAAACGCUCCAACACUGCUGUUCCCAGUAUGAGGAGUUGCUCAAAAUUUCUCAGGAAACACGUAACAACCCUCAUGGAACCAAAGGUUCUGUACCAUCUACUCAAGAGCUGGCCAGCACUGAUGGAAUCUUGAUUUGGAAAGUAGAGAAUUUCUCCAAACUCCUGAAGGAUGCCAAAAGUGGGAAAAGGAAUUCCAUCUUCUCUCCGGCUUUCGCCACCCAUCCUUUCGGAUACCGCCUCUACGUCCGACUGUACCCUGAUGGAGAUGGUGUAGGCAAAGGUGGCCAUCUUUCGCUCUUCCUGGCUUUGGCCAAAGGGCCUUACGAUGACAUUCUGCCUUGGCCUUUCCGACAGAAGGUCACCUUCUCUCUCUUGGAUCCCACACGAAGGAAGUCGCCUCUGAUGGAGACCUUCCUCCCAGAUCCCCAAAGCACCUCUUUCCAGCAACCUCACCAGAAACUCAAUGUGGCCAGUGGAAGCCCUCUAUUUGCCAGCCAUACUGAGAUUCCCAGCUACCUCAAAGAUGACACGCUCUUCCUCAAAAUAGUGGUGGAUUUGACAGGGAUAGACAUUUAAUCAGCGGUGGGAUUCACUUACCUUCCCUACCGGUUCGCAAAUGUGAGAUUUCAUGUGGCCUUCUGCGCAUGCGCAGUGCUCACAUGUUACAUCCGGGCAGGUGGGCGGAGCCUCCUGCAGUCGCCGCUACUGGUUCACCCGAUCUGGAGAGAACCGGCUGAAUCCCACCACUGCAUUUAAUGCUGGAAAGAGAUGGAGAGAUUUCUAUGGUGAACUUAUGCCGCAUUUCUAUCACUUUUGAUACUUCAAUUUUUUAAAAAAAUCAAAUCUUUUUUUUUUUCUUCACUAUUACCCAACUGUGUCAACCACAAUUUCUGUUUCAAAACAGAUCAUCAACUGCUUCUCAGGGUCAUCUAAAACCUGCUUGUUGUUUUGGCUUGAAAUCACGGGAAAUUGAUCUUUCAUUAUCCUCAGACUGAGGUUGGACAUUCACUAAACCAGGGAUCGGCAACCCGUGGCUCUGGAGCUGCAUGUGGCUCUUUCAUCCCUCUGCUGUGGCUCCCUGUCGCCAGUCGGCUCCACAAUUGAUAGGGCUUUCGGUUAGGACAGGUAGAGGAAAAAAGAGGUCAAGCUAGGAGGAGACUCUAUGGUGGGGGAACUGGACUUCCGGUUGGCUCCAGAAUAGAACGGGAACCGGGGCUUCCGGUUCGAACUUUUGUGGCUCUUUGAGUGUUUAAGGUUGCCUCCCCUACACUAAACAUUACAACCUUUAUGGGAUUUUAAUGGCCAGCUAUUGGAGAAUGUCUGUUAAAUGCAGAGAACUGUGGGAUAUGUUUUUCAGUGGUCCAGGAUGUCAAAUGCCUUCCUAUAAAUAUCCAAUCCUGAGUAAUAACUACUAUAUUUAUCUGGGCGGGGAGAAAACCCAGCUUCUCCAGAUCAGAGCAUUACCAUGGGACAGUUGUAAAUUGAUAAACCAGGAAGAUCAAUUUUUGCUUAUCUGUUAACCUGUGAUGUGGCAAUCCAAGGACAUGUUUCUUAUGGACAAAGUAGAAUAAUAUGUACACAAAUAUAUAUGUCCAAAGUGCAGAUGUUCAGUUUAUUACACUGCUUUCAGUUUGUUAAAAAUACACAUUUGGCAUAAAAUGACGAAGCAGAAAAGUUUUCCACUGAUGACUCUUUGUGAUAAGUUAUUAUGUAUGGGAAUUACAACACAAAACAGGAUGUUUGCUGUGGUAUAUUGUUACAUGUGUAUGUGUGCAUUUGGGGAGUGUUUCCCUAUUAAAUAUUAGCAUGGAUUGAAGGAACCUGAUUGUUUUAAAACACCAAUUUUAAUUGUUAAUUAUAUCCAUCACACUAUUUAUGGAAAAGGGACUUUGCAAUAACAACUAAGGAUUUUAGGAUGUACAUCCUUAGUCUUGACAUUUUUUUUCUACCUCGCAUUAUUAUUUAUUAUCAACUCUGGUAUUUAUUAUGUAAGACUACCUGUGUAUUGAUAUGCAAAUAAAACAUAUUUAUACGAUUGA
Pantherophis guttatus is the source of this 2766-nucleotide messenger RNA. Its product is annotated as TNF receptor-associated factor 2-like. Gene Ontology annotation, biological process: regulation of apoptotic process; signal transduction; regulation of canonical NF-kappaB signal transduction. Gene Ontology annotation, cellular component: cytoplasmic side of plasma membrane; plasma membrane signaling receptor complex. The record is from RefSeq and is a predicted model, not a curated record. Lineage: Eukaryota; Metazoa; Chordata; Lepidosauria; Squamata; Colubridae. Gene Ontology annotation, molecular function: tumor necrosis factor receptor binding; zinc ion binding.